Naegleria fowleri is the source of this 750-nucleotide messenger RNA. RefSeq lists its product as uncharacterized. The transcript has a single exon. Bases 1 to 750 code for a protein of 249 amino acids. The record is from RefSeq and is a predicted model, not a curated record. Lineage: Eukaryota; Heterolobosea; Eutetramitea; Acrasida; Naegleriidae.
AUGAGGAGCACUUCGGAACAAGAAGCAAAGUCACCAAAAAAACAGAGGAAUAUAGUAUUUAAACAAUUCGAUAAACAAGUAGAAGAGAAGCUGACGGAAAUGGCAACUCAUAAACUCAUCUGUGGAUUGAAUAAUGUGCAACUGGUGAGAUUUAGUACAGAUUUAGGUUUAUUGUUUUUAAAAUCAAAUGCAAUCAACAGCGCAAACUUUCAUCUUUCCGACGCAUUGAAACACCUUACACAAUUAAUAGCUGAAUUUGGUUAUGAAGAGUUGUGUCAAAAAGACCAUACCAAAGAUAGCAAGACAAUUUUUGGCCCAAUUACGUAUUCGUCAGAACAAUUAUCUCCCAUAAAACCAGAAAGGUUCUCUCUUGACAAGAAGGUAAAAGAAUUUACUGAGGGAUGUAAAAACUUGAGCCUUGUUAUUAUGAAUGGUCUCGCCAUGACUCAGUUCAAGCUUGGAAAUUUCGAAACAUCAGAAAUUAUUUUGCAAAAAUUACUUCCACGCCUCCAAGAACAACGCACAGUGUUUGAUUGCAGGUUUGUGACAAAUGUAAUGUUGUGCCUUAAUUAUCUCAAGACCGACCAGUCUUCCUUCUUUGAUGAGCGACUGAGAGAAACUGAAAGAGAACUAAACUCCGUUGCUCUUCCAAUAUUUGAGACUAGAGUCAGUUCUGAAAAGAAAAAAGAUAGUAUUGUAUUUGAAAAUCAAGAACAAUCUCAAAUCAAACAAUAUCGAAACAAGUAUUGA